This is a messenger RNA of Portunus trituberculatus (swimming crab), 522 nucleotides long. RefSeq names its product cuticle protein 7-like. NCBI's taxonomy places the organism in Eukaryota, Metazoa, Arthropoda, Malacostraca, Decapoda, Portunidae. The coding region runs from base 17 to 469 and encodes 150 amino acids. The transcript has 3 exons. The record is from RefSeq and is a predicted model, not a curated record. Gene Ontology annotation, cellular component: extracellular matrix.
AUCACCCACAGUCACCAUGGCUCUCAAGGUUGUCCUGCUGUCAGCCCUCGCGGCCGUCGUCCUUGCCCGCCCCGACAUCCCUGCAGCCUCCUAUGGCGCUCCUGCUCCCUCCUACCACGCUCCGGCGCCCUCUUACCACGCUCCGGCGCCCUCUUACCACGCUCCUGCCCCUGAGGCGCCGCCCAAGUACGACUACAACUACGCCGUCAAGGACGAGUACUCCGGCAACGACUUCGGUGCCCAGGAGGCGCGCGACGGCUACGACACCCAGGGAUCCUACUACGUACAGCUGCCCGACGGCCGCCUGCAGAAGGUCACCUACACCGUCAACGGCGACUCAGGCUUCGUGGCCGACGUGACCUACGAGGGCGAGGCCCAGUACCCUCAGGAGAGCUACGCCCCCGCCCCAAAGCCCUCCUACGUCCCAGCCCCAGCCCCCUCUUACGUCCCCGCCCCAGCCUAUCAGUGAUGCCCCUCAUCCCGCCCUGCCAUGGCUAUUUAUUAAAGUGAACACUUUCUUCA